Molecule: messenger RNA, 619 nt
Organism: Carcharodon carcharias (great white shark)
Lineage: Eukaryota; Metazoa; Chordata; Chondrichthyes; Lamniformes; Lamnidae
Product: glycogen synthase kinase-3 alpha
Exons: 5
Biological process (GO): negative regulation of canonical Wnt signaling pathway; protein phosphorylation; regulation of neuron projection development
Cellular component (GO): nucleus; axon; cytosol
Molecular function (GO): ATP binding; protein serine/threonine kinase activity
Source: RefSeq, a predicted model, not a curated record
GUGUACAUAUACCAGUUAUUCCGCAGUUUAGCGUAUAUCCAUUCUCAGGGCGUCUGUCAUCGAGACAUUAAACCUCAGAACCUGUUAGUGGACCCCGAGACUGCUGUCCUCAAGCUCUGUGAUUUCGGCAGCGCAAAGCAGCUCAUCAGGGGAGAGCCCAAUGUCUCCUACAUCUGCUCCCGCUAUUACCGAGCACCAGAGCUGAUAUUCGGAGCAACUGACUACACGUCAAAUAUUGAUGUCUGGUCAGCAGGCUGUGUGCUGGCUGAGCUGCUUCUGGGACAGCCGAUAUUCCCAGGGGACAGCGGAGUGGACCAGCUUGUAGAGAUAAUUAAGGUGCUGGGAACACCCACACGGGAGCAGAUCCGGGAAAUGAAUCCGAACUAUACAGAGUUCAAAUUCCCCCAAAUUAAAGCACACCCCUGGUCAAAGGUUUUCAAAGUUCGGACGCCGCCUGAAGCUAUUGCCCUCUGCAGCCGACUGCUGGAGUACACGCCUGCUCUGCGCCUCUCACCCCUCGAAUCCUGUGCACACCCGUUCUUUGAUGAGUUACGGGAAUCUUCCACACGGCUGCCUAAUGGGCGGCAGCUGCCUGAGCUCUUCAGCUUCUCCCCAGUUG